GAACAUCCGUGUGACUGGCCCUGGAGUCAGGUUCCUCCUGCCUAGAGCAGCAGGCCAGGCCUUCUGGGGCACAGCAGGAGCCAGCAGCCUGAGGAGGGGGUGAGGAGGGGCAGCCAGGGUCCACCAGAGCGUCUGGCCUUGUGCCACACAUCUCCUGCUCCAGUGCCUGGCUGGGUCCUUUACCCACAGGCCAUCUAGGCCUUGCCUCAGCCCUGCAAGGUCGUGUUUUUAGCUCCAUCAGAAAGGUGAGAGAAAGGAAGGGACUUGGGUCAGGGUCACAAAGGCAGUGGCAGAGCUGGGACUCACAUGCAGGUCUGUCUCACUCCAAAACCUAGACUCCUUCUCCUGCCCCUCAAGGAACAAACACACCAUUUAAGGUGUAAGGGAGGCAUGGUUUGGAACUCUGCUGGAAAGUUCUGGUUGGAGAGAAUAAAAGCAGUUUAGGCUCUCCUGGAGUUAUGGAGUUUUGGAGCAAAUGAUUUUUGGACUUCAUUUUUCCCGUCUUGGGACCUACUUCUGCUGUGGGUCUGGUGACGGUGCCUCAGUCUUCAGUCUGCUCAGAACAGCAUCAAGUGCUGUCGCCCCAGGCAGCGUCCAGGAGAGUGGAGCCCAAGGAGGAGUUCGUGUCCCACACAGCAGAGGUGGCCUGGAGCGGGGCUCCCCAGCCCCUGCUGACUUCCUCAGGUACUGGAAGCUGGACCCUGCUCAGGUAUAUGCCAGCGGGCCCAAUGCGUGGGACACUGCUGUGCACGACGCUUCGGAGGAGUACAAGCACCGCAUGCACAGUCUCUGCUGUGACAACUGCCACUCGCAUGUGGCCUUGGCUCUGAACCUGAUGCGCUACAACAACAGCACCAACUGGAACAUGGUGGCACUCUGCUUCUUCUGCCUGCUCUACGGGAAGUACGUCAGCGUCGGCGCCUUCGUGAAGACCUGGCUGCCCUUUGUCCUCCUCCUGGGCAUCAUCCUCACCGUCAGCCUGGUCUUUAACCUGCGGUGAUGGCUGCCCCGCGGCCCUGGGCCCACCAGGCUCCUGAGGAGGCAGCCGCCAUCACCUGUUGUUCCAGAUUCUUUCUUCUCACCCCGAAAGGCAGGGAUGGGCCUGCUGGUUUUGACCCAGGGGUCUGGGCUAGGUGGGGUGGAAUAAGGGCUGAGGAUGAGCCCUUGUGGAGGUGUUUGCAUUUUGUGUCUCACUGGUCGCUCAGAAGCGCCUGUCCCCUCCUUCCCAGGCUCAUGAGCCCACCCUUGAGGCACCCUUUGCUCACUUGUUGGAAGAGCCUUAGCUUCCCUCAGAGCUGUGUCUGCCACUGCCUGCUGGGCUCCGCCCGCCCAGCGCCUGGUGGGGGAGGGGAGGAUGUUUGGACCCACCGGACAAGGCAGCACAGGGGCCAGAGCUGGAUUUGGAGCGCAUUCUCCUACCGGACUCUGCUCCCAUGGUGGGGGGUACCCUGAGAAGCCUCCAUGAGCUCAGCCACCUCGGGCCUUCUCCACUGGCGUCUAGAAUGGUCCAGUGAGGCUGACGGGCCCCCCUUCAGGUGUUUGCCAGAGGCUGCACUAGCGGUAGUUUGUGUCCCACUCCUGGAGGCCUCCAGCCCAUGCAGACCCCUCUUCCCACUCUCCCAGGGCUUCCAAGCACUUGGGCCCAUCUCCCCCUGCAGUUCGGGGCCUGGGCUCCCCCAACCAGGCUGGAGAGAUGAGUGACGCUGACAUACCCAGAGUGAUCCCUGCAGAUCAGAGCAAUGUAACAAAGCUUGGCCUCAGCCCCAGGUGUGGGCCUUGCACUGGUGACGGCACCCCUUGGGUCCGAGAUGUUGGCCCGUCGGAGCAGCCAGUGCCAUUGGGGAGCUGAAGGGGAGCUGCUUCCUUCCACCUGCCACGGCUCCCCCUUCUCUUCAGGUUGUGGAACGGGCCUGUGCUGUUCCCCUCACCCCUGCUCCAUGGAUUCCUUUGUGCGGGGCUCCCUGGGCAGGACAAUAAAGAGUUUUA
This is a messenger RNA of Hippopotamus amphibius kiboko, 1986 nucleotides long. It is a transcript of the gene TMEM222, whose product is annotated as transmembrane protein 222. The record is from RefSeq and is a predicted model, not a curated record. The transcript has 4 exons. Bases 476 to 1000 code for a protein of 174 amino acids. NCBI's taxonomy places the organism in Eukaryota, Metazoa, Chordata, Mammalia, Artiodactyla, Hippopotamidae.